UCCGGGUCUCCUUGCUGGCCCUGCUUCUCUCCCAUAAUUCCUUUCGGGGAGCUGCGGGCUAGCAGCGAUUCAAGAUGGCGGCGGACAGUGAGCCGGAGUCGGAGGUCUUUGAAAUCACGGAUUUCACCACCGCCUCAGAAUGGGAGAGAUUUAUUUCCAAAGUUGAAGAGGUUUUGAAUGACUGGAAGCUUAUUGGUGUGUCAUCAGGCAAACCUUUGGAAAAGGGUGCAUAUACCACUGAAACAUGGGAGGAAAAAUCGGAUGAGAUUGCUUUUGCUGAUUUUCGUUUCUCUGUUACACACCAUUACCUUGUGCAAGAAUCAAAUGACAAGGAUUCAAAAGAAGAGCUAGUGGAAGAUGUACUUCCAGUUUCUAUGCAAGACCUUCUCUGUAUGAACAAUGAUUUUCCUCCCAGAGCUCAUUGCCUAGUAAGAUGGUAUGGUUUGCGUGAAUUUGUAGUUAUUGCACCAGCAGCAAAUAAUGAUGCAGUUCUUAGUGAAUCCAAGUGUAAUCUUCUCUUGAGUUCAGUUUCUAUUGCUUUGGGGAACACAGGAUGCCAGGUGCCAGUAUUUGUGCAGAUUCAUCAUAAAUGGCGAAGAAUGUACAUAGGAGAGUGUCAAGGUCCUGGAGUCAGGACAGAUUUUGAAAUGGUUCAUCUUCGCAAAGUGCCCAGUCAGUAUACUCAUUUGUCAGGACUCUUGGACAUUUUCAAAUCAAAGAUUGGCUGUCCAUUAACUCCAUUACCUCCGAUAAAUAUAAGUAUUAGACUUACAUAUGUACUUCAGGAUUGGCAACAGUAUUUCUGGCCUCAACAGCCACCAGAUAUUGAUGCUUUAGUUGGAGGAGAAGUUGGAGGCCUUGAAUUUGGAAAGUUGCCAUUUGGUGCCUGUGAGGAUCCUAUCAGUGAACUCCAUUUAGCAACUACAUGGCCUCAUCUAACAGAGGGCAUAAUUGUAGACAAUGAUGUUUACUCAGACUUGGAUCCUCUUCAAGCACCUCAGUGGUCCGUAAGAGUUAGAAAAGCAGAUAAUCCACAGUGCUUAUUGAGUGAUUUUGUUACUGAAUUUUUCAAAGUCUGUCGCCGGAAAGAAUCAACUGAUGAAAUUCUGGGAAGAUCAGCAUUUGAAGAGGAUGGAAAAGAUGCCGAUAUAAGCCAUGCUUUGUCAAAGCUCACGGAGCCAGCACCAGUCCCAAUCCAUAAACUGUCAGUGACAAAUAUGGUUCACACUGCCAAGAAAAAGAUUCGUAAACACAGAGGUAUAGAUGAGUCACCAUUAAAUAAUGAUGUCCUCAAUACUAUUCUUUUGUACUUAUUCCCCGAUGCUGCUGAUAAAUUAACAGAUGUAUCUGAAGCCCGAAGAAGUACAUCGGCAGGAAGCCUUCCUCCCCCAGACAAUGAAGACUAUAAUCUCUACAUUCAGUUCAAAUCGGCUCCUUCAGACAGCCUCACUUACAAAUUGGCUCUCUGCCUUUGUAUGAUCAACUUUUACCAUGGAGGGGUCAAAGGAGUUGCACAUCUCUGGCAGGAAUUUGUCUUGGAAAUGCGCUUCAGAUGGGAAAACAACAUCUUCAUCCCAGGGUUAGCCAGUGGUGCUCCAGAUCUGAGAUGUUGUUUACUGCAUCAGAAACUCCAGAUGUUAAAUUGUUGCAUAGAAAGAAAGAAAGCAAGAGAUGAAGGGAAAAAAGUAAAUUCUGGUGAUACUGGAAAACCUGACGGUUCAAAAGAAGGUGAUAAGGAAAAAGGAGAAGUAGGAAAAUCUUGGGAAUCGUGGAGUGACAGUGAAGAUGAAUUUUUUGAAUGCCUGAGUGACACAGAGGAUCUUAAAGCAAAUGGACAAGAAGGUGGAAAGAAAGGGAUCCCAAAAGACGGCAGCAAAGAGACUAUAUCGUUAAAGCCAGAAGGCCGUCUACAUCAACAUGGCAAUUUGACUUUGCUUCAUCCUGGAGACCCUCUCUAUGUUCCAGUUACACAGGAACCAGCUCCUAUGACUGAGGAUCUGUUAGAAGAACAAUCUGAAGUGUUGGCUAAACUGGGAACAUCGGCAGAAGGAGCCCACCUCCGUGCUCGCAUGCAGAGCGCCUGCUUACUCUCCGACAUGGAAUCUUUUAAGGCAGCCAACCCUGGUUGUUGUCUGGAGGACUUUGUGAGGUGGUAUUCCCCUCGGGAUUACAUUGAAGAGGAAAUUGUGGAUGAAAAGGGGAACAUGGUCAUUAAGGGUGAGCUGAGCGCCCGAAUGAAGAUUCCCAGCAACAUGUGGGUUGAAGCCUGGGAAACCGCAAAGCCAAUACCAGCAAGAAGGCAGCGGCGGCUCUUUGACGACACUCGCGAGGCGGAGAAGGUGCUGCACUAUUUAGCAGUUCAGAAACCUGCUGACCUUGCGAGGCAUCUUCUGCCUUGUAUCAUCCAUGCAGCUGUACUCAAGGUAAAGGAAGAAGAAUCCCUAGAAGACAUUUCUUCAGUAAAGAAGAUCAUUAAGCAGAUAAUCACCCACUCUAGUAAAGUCCUCCGGUUUCCAAAUCCAGAGGACAAAAAACUUGAAGAAAUAAUUGGUCAGAUUCUGAGUGUGGAAGCCACAAUUGCCCGAGCGAGGUCAUUGAAAGCAAAAUUUGGUGUUGAAAAGUGUGAUAAGGAAGAGGAACGGAAAGAUCUAGAAAGAUUUGUGAAUUCUUUUCUGGAACAGCCAGAAGUCUCAGUCAUUGGUGCGGGAAGAGGUCCUGCUGGGACUAUCAUUCACAAGCUUUUCAUGAGUGCACAGAGGCUGACUGAACCUACUGAGGAGACGGCUGCAAUGAUGCCCCUCGAUGAUGAACUCAAGAGAUCGGGCUCCAUGGAUGAGAAACGCAUGAAUUUGGGAUCAGCUGCGGACUUUCCUCUUCCAGCAGGGCGGGAGGUCAUUUUACGCACCACAAUCCCACGGCCGGCUCCUUACUCUAAAGCUCUGCCUCAGCGAAUGUACAGCGUUCUUACAAAAGAGGACUUCCGACUGGCUGGUGCCUUUUCAUCCGAUACUACGUUCUUCUAAUAUCAUCUAUCGAACUUGCGCCUUUUGGGAUGGCAUGCGAAGUAAUCCACCACCUGGCACUUGAUGGAAUUGUGUAUUUAUCCAGUCCUUUAAAGAUGAGGACACUCCUUCAGUAAAUCAGUGAUCAAGACAUUCUCAAGAUGAACAAAAAAUCCAAAACAUUUUUCUCAUAAGAUGUUUGUAAAAUUUUAAAGAGUACUUUGUUAGUGCCCAAUUUCUGUGGAAACUCCUUGUCUAGCUGAAAGUGUUACUGGGCUUUCCUAGGUUAAUAAACAAGAUUACUCAUAUUUAGCUUCUCAGUGUAGUCCAUCCAGUUCAGCAGAUCUAUUUACAGUGGUAAUCAAAAUAUCAGAACUAUAUAUGAAUAUUGUGUAAAAUCUAAAUAUGGUAAUAUUUGUAGAAUUCCAUGGCCUUUUUGUGAAUGCUUGUUCUGUUCAGUUUUAAACUUAACAUGGCCUAUAAUACUGCCACAAAUUGGUUCAAGCUGUUAAAACAUGUCUAUCCAACUUAAUAAAUACAAUCUUAUUUGUGGAUUUA
Molecule: messenger RNA, 3560 nt
Organism: Anolis sagrei ordinatus
Lineage: Eukaryota; Metazoa; Chordata; Lepidosauria; Squamata; Anolidae
Gene: RAB3GAP1
Product: RAB3 GTPase activating protein catalytic subunit 1
Biological process (GO): positive regulation of GTPase activity
Molecular function (GO): GTPase activator activity
Source: RefSeq, a predicted model, not a curated record